GUGAGUAACAGAAGCCAUGGAAAUUCCUUUUCCUUUCUUUUUUCCUGCUGCCAUGUGUCUCCUUAUAAUUCCUGGAGUUUUUCCAGUAUCCUGUGACGGAAUUAUAGGAGGAAAUGAAGUGUCACCCCACACAAGGCGCUACAUGGCUUUAAUUGAAGGGCUGAAAGUCUGUGCAGGGGCUUUGAUCAAAGAAAACUGGGUGUUGACAGCUGCUCACUGUGACCUGAAAGGCAACCCUCAAGUUAUUCUUGGAGCCCACUCUACAUCCCAUAAAGAGAAAUAUGACCAGACAUUUUCCAUUAAAAAGGCAAUUCCUUAUCCAUGUUUUGAUCCACAGACAUUUGAAGGGGAUCUUCAGCUGCUUCAGCUGGAAGGUAAAGCAACUAUGACCAAAGCUGUAGGAAUACUUAAGCUACCCAACACAGGAAAAGAUGUCGAACCCCACACCAAGUGUCAUGUGGCAGGAUGGGGAAGCACCAGAAAAGACUCGUGCAAAAUUUCAAACACCUUGAGAGAAGUCAACAUUACUGUGAUAGAUCGAAAAAUGUGCAAUGAUGCCCAGCACUAUAAUUUUAAUCCAGUUAUUGACCUUGGUAUGAUCUGUGCAGUUGGUAGAAAAGGUGAAGAUGAUUCAUGUGAAGGAGAUUCUGGAAGUCCUCUGAUAUGUGACAACAUUUUCAGAGGGGUCACUUCCUUUGGGAAGUGUGGUAACCCCCAGAAGCCUGGCGUCUACAUUCUCCUCACCAAAAAACACCUCAACUGGAUAAAGAAAACCAUUGCAGGAGCCAUAUAGCAUUUCUUCUUCAAAGCAGAAAACUGAGGUAACCACCUGGAGAUGUCAAGCAAAGCGGGUUUUAACUUGUCCUAUCUGAAGAAGCACCUCGCAAGCCUCUUAACCUGGUGUCCAAACGAUAGCCUGACUGAAAAACCAGCAAUGAAAGAAAUGACCUUCUGCCUUCUCUCUUCCACCAUUAGUGAAGACUGAUUAAUCGCUGUUCUCUAUCUGUGGCAAGAAAUGUCCCUUGAGAAAAAGUUCCCCAGUUCAGUGACUCUCUAUUUUAUUCAGAAUUUAAAGACCAUCACUUUGGGGUUCAUCCUUA
Messenger RNA from Sus scrofa (pig), 1100 nucleotides. It is a transcript of the gene GZMO, whose product is annotated as granzyme A (granzyme 1, cytotoxic T-lymphocyte-associated serine esterase 3). Lineage: Eukaryota; Metazoa; Chordata; Mammalia; Artiodactyla; Suidae. Gene Ontology annotation, molecular function: serine-type endopeptidase activity. The record is from RefSeq and is marked provisional. Gene Ontology annotation, biological process: positive regulation of apoptotic process; proteolysis; negative regulation of oxidoreductase activity.